AGACUUGUGUGCUUGAGUGUGUAUAGAUAGUUCGUGGGUCUACCUGUGUCCAGGUUCUGCAUCUGGAAGUAACGUCAGGCCAUUACGUAGUGUAAAACGUACUGCAAUGGUUAUUCCCUUUGAACAUAUACGAGCUGUCCCUAAACGCAUCAUCCACACAAACCUACUGUAAGCGCUGGAAGCGACACGCUCGCCUGGACAAAACGCUCCCUGUGCCUCGUCGGGACCAACAACACAACCAGGUCGUCUACCACUAAACAUAUUCAGAAUUAAACUGGACGAAGAAGGAUGUCGGCGGUUUAUAAAGAUGACCAGGAGGACUGGAUGACUGUGUGUCUCAAGUACCUGCUCUUCCUUUUCAACUUUCUCUUCUGGGUGGGUGGAGCAGCUGUUUUGGGUGUAGGAGUCUGGACACUGGUGGAGAAGACCGACUACUUGAGCCUGCUGGCCUCCAGCACUUUUGCUGUCUCGGCAUAUAUCCUCAUCGUUGCUGGAAGCCUGGUGAUGGUUACGGGCUUCUUGGGCUGUUGCGCUGUCAUCCGGGAGCAGAAAUGCUGUCUGUCCACGUAUUUCUUCUUCCUGCUGCUGAUCUUCUUGAUUGAACUGGUGGCUGGAGUACUGGCUUACGUUUACUACCAGAGGCUGAGUGAGGAGCUGAAACAGCAUCUCAACCAGACUAUGACGGAUAACUACGCCCAGCCAGGGAAGGAGGCCAUCACAUUAGCUGUGGACAGACUCCAACAGGACUUCAAGUGCUGCGGCAGCAACAACUCCCAUGAUUGGAUGGCGAGUGUCUAUGUUUCAUCAAAGCAGGCCGAAGACCGGGUGGUGCCUGACAGCUGCUGCAAGACCAUCACCCCCCACUGUGGCAAGAGAGACCACCCCUCCAACAUCUACAAGGUGGAGGGCGGUUGCAUCACGAAGCUGGAGCAGUUUCUGGCCGACCACCUGUUGGUCAUCGGUGCCGUGGGGAUAGGAGUGGCGUGUCUGCAGGUCUGUGGGAUGGUGUUCACCAGCUGCCUGUACAGAAGGAUCAAGAUGGAACCGUACUGACACGCCACCUACGACUGGAUGAGUCACCGACACUUCAACCUCUUUAUCGCGAACCAGCCGAUCUAAGCCAAGUGCACUUUGUAUGGAUGCGAGACGCGUUCCAGGAAACCCACAUUGAAGUCAGAAACACAUUUAGCCAUUUACAAAUCGGGGGCCAUACAUUUAGGAAUGCCGGACUGUGAUCUCGACCGUGAGGAACAACAUGUCUGUUUGCAUGCUUAAUUUAAGUAAAGAAAGGGACGUACAUACAUACUCAAACUGCAUUCUUCUCUGCUCAACUAAUGAUGAUUUAAUUUGAUCUAUCAUGUGUUCACUGUGCAACGCUUUAUAUAUUCCAUUCCUGUUCUUAAGUAAGCUGAGCAACUACCCUGGUGUCACCGCUAAUGAAGAAAGGUCAUUUCUGGCUAUAUACUUUGUUCACGCAAUGUGCCUCUUUCCUAACUCUGCUGGUCAAUAACGAUGAUGUAUUAAUUCCGUGCCUGACAUCUGAAAGGGAGCUGACGAUGCACUGUGAUAAAUGGCGGCGGUUGGAAUGUAGUUUACAAUCGCGAUAUAUUUGCAGUAAUGCCUUCACUCGUUUAAUGGCAGGAUAGUUAUGAAAAUAAAGUGCAUGGCUUCAAACAUGAAGACAUGCUUCCACAGUAUAAUAAAUGUAGGAAAACGCCAAACUAUUUUCUCAAACGGUUGCCAGAUCCCUGAAUGUAGAACUCCACCUAGUGGUUAGCACCGGUAAUAUAUUUGUGUGCAAAAGUCUGACGGUGCUUCAGGAUUUUUUAAUACAUUAAUAUCAUCUAUUUAGCCUAAUGUGACACUAACGCUAAUUAUACAUGACAGAUGGAUGUCAACACGCAUUGCCUUCUGUGAAAUGUAGACUUCUUUUCAUCCUUCUCUGGAAACACAGAUGUUUCAUGCGGAGAAGAAGUUGACCUUUGUGACCGUGUUGCGUUCACUGCCUAAUCUAUCACUCGCCAUCCCUCUUCCUGAAGCCAUUACUUCUGAAACGACGAGUGGCCUUGUUGCUGCUGUACAGUUGAGAAGUCGUGUUGUGGAUUAUAUUGUAAGACAAGUAUGCUGUCUGGUUAUAGUUUUCUUUUCCAAAGAUGAAAAGAAAAAAUAUCCAUUUGAAAUGUUUUCAUCGCUGUCCCCUGUCAGUACUCAGGGGAGGGGCCUCCUUGAAUGUGUGUGUUUUGUUUAAUCCCUGAUGGACUUGUGAAGGGAGUUAAUGUAUCUAUGUUUUUUUAUGUGAUAGUAACAUGAUAUUGACAUAUGCUCCUUUAACUGACUGCUCUUCAAAAUAUAAUAAAUCAAUAGUGUGAAAUGUUGUCUCGUGUUGAUGCACGAUUAAUAUUAAAGGGUUGUUUUAGGCCAGUUGGCAUUAAUGUUGUUUGUGAACCGCAUCGUCAAUAAUAUGAAAGCCUAAUUCUAAAAUGUUUCCUUCACAUUUGAACUUUACAAGAGUUGACCUGCGACAGCCUUUCUGCUGCAAAGCUGAACUCUUGUAAAUCUCAGGAGCCAAAUCCAGGCCAAUAGUUUUGUUCGUUUGAAGAAAUUAUUUGAACCUGAAAAUUCAAGUUUUGGUCUUGAACUUAGAAAAAUUCAACAAUGUAUUUGAAAUAAAAUGAAGUGUAUGAAAAGUUU
Messenger RNA from Pseudoliparis swirei, 2691 nucleotides. RefSeq names its product tetraspanin 11 (gene tspan11). The transcript is spliced from 9 exons. Gene Ontology annotation, cellular component: membrane. Lineage: Eukaryota; Metazoa; Chordata; Actinopteri; Perciformes; Liparidae. The record is from RefSeq and is a predicted model, not a curated record. The coding region runs from base 289 to 1053 and encodes 254 amino acids.